Molecule: messenger RNA, 5376 nt
Organism: Vanessa atalanta (red admiral)
Lineage: Eukaryota; Metazoa; Arthropoda; Insecta; Lepidoptera; Nymphalidae
Exons: 13
Coding region: 117-1286 (389 amino acids)
Biological process (GO): cytoskeleton organization
Molecular function (GO): protein binding
Source: RefSeq, a predicted model, not a curated record
CGCUGCGUGUAGUUGUGUAUCAGUGAACUUGUUAUGAUGAGCGGCCACGACCUCUCUCCGAUCUAAGCCUAGUGAUUGUUUCUUGGUUUUUCAUUGUUAAAGUGAAGUGAAGUGCAAUGGCUCGGUUAACGGAGGAAAUGGUGAUCGCUAGAUCGAAACAGUCUGAUCUAUCAGCUAUAAAGAAACUAAACUGCUGGGGCGCCGAACUCGGUGAUGUGAGUCUCAUACGAAGGAUGCCGAACGUCGAAGUUUUGGCGCUGAGCAUCAAUAAAAUACGAACGCUGGGCGACUUCGCGGGCUGCCGGCGUCUCCGAGAGCUCUACGUGCGGAAGAACGAGAUACGUGAUCUGGCCGAGAUACGACAUCUUCGACACCUUCCCGACUUGACCAGUCUCUGGUUGGACGAGAACCCGUGUACUUUACACCCGGAGUAUCGAAUGACGGUGUUGAGGAAUCUUCCGAAUCUCGAAAAGUUGGACAAUGUCGUCGUUCAAGCUGAUGAAGUGCAAGAGGCGAUGCGACGCGGCGUCCACAUUCCAGACUCUGACGAUGAAGGAUACCCCCAGCAGCAAGAAUCAUACGGUCAGUACCGCAGACAGCGGUCUUGCGAGUCGAGCCCCGAGCGCGAGCCCGAGCUGUACUACGCGCGGUCCGCGGCGCCGCCCGCGCCCGCGCACCCCGCGCACCCCGCGCACGCGCACCGACACGAGUGGGCGCAGGGAAGGGACAGUCCGGCGGAGCCCGAGCCCGCGACCGAGCCCCCGCGCUCUCCGCCCACUCAGCAGUGCCCCGCGUCGCCGGCGCGCCGCGCGUCGCCCGACGCCGACGAGCGCUACGACCACCCCGCCAUGACCACCUCGCAGUACGAGCCGCGCGGCGGGCCGCGCUCGCCGGACGCGGCCGCGCUCCGCCACUCCGUGUCGGCGCACAGCGUCAAGGAGUACUCGUAUCCCACGAACGGCGAGUGGAGACACAGCGGGAACGCGCUCACGUCGCCGCACGAACACUGCUCCGAUAGAGACAGAAGCGAAACUUACUCGGUGCGCGGCGACUGGGAGAGGGAGCGAGACAGGGAUAGGGACAGGGAGAGUGUGCGGGAUAGGGACAGAGAGUAUCCGUCCGCUGUCAUGGCGGAACAUCGCGGCUUCACAAGGAGGCCGGUCGCAAGGAACUCAAACCUCCUAUCUGCUGUCCUGUGUCUGGUCAAAGAACUGGACUACCCGAGCCUCGAGGUCGCCGAGAUGGCGGUGCGAUGUCGCAUGGACGAGCUUGCGAACAGCCAGUGACCCAACGCUGAAGCCGAAAACUGACCGGCGAGCAAUUUUCGAUCUUAAGUCACACACAAUAGAGGCGAUGCGUCGCCUCGUUACGGGAAAUUGAGCUUUUAGUGCAGGCCUAUAGGCAGUCGUUAAGGACUAAUAUUGUGUGUGAUCAAGGAAUAUGAACCUUAAGUGCGACCAGUAAAGUCUAAAUUUGAUUAAAGCUUACUAAUAUGUUACGCGAAGACCUUUUUUUCGUUGUAUAAUAACUAACAGAUUUUUCAAAGGAUAUUGAAUCUUAUACCUAUAAAAUAAAGGUGAUUAUCGCAUAACUAUAUAGAUAAGAUUUAUAUGUAAAAAAUAUUAAUUUUGCGUGCAAUAAAUGAUUUUCAGGCGAUAGAGGGUCUUAUGUGUAUUGGUAUAAAGGCGUUAUUAGCGUGAAUGAUGUUGGUGGUUCCUGAUUGGAUGUUACGUUUGUGUGAUUAUCGUUCGAUGUAUGAAUUGUUGGUGAUGUGUUGGCGUCGAUUUUAACAAAUGUUUGGUAUUAGCUAUUGGUCACGAGGUUGGAUCAAUUUAUGUAUAAAAAUACGAUAAAUUAACUAUUAUAAAUUAGGAGUGUUAGCUUUCUUAAUUAAAUUAGGCUUACUAGCAUAUAUACGCGGCUUUGUCUACUAUUAUAAUUGAAUUAUUUUAUCCCUAUUCCAUCCAAACAUUUUUAUAUAUAAUGUUAUUAAAGGUCCGGCGAAAAUUAAUACUUUUUUUAGGAUGUACUUAGUACUAAGUGCCCUUCCAACUUUGUAUUUAUAUAACUAACCUAACCUAUCCCGUAGAAUAGAUGACCCCUGAAAUUGAAAUAUUCAAUUCUCACCUUAUUAAAUAAACCUACCCGACUACCGGUUCCAAAUAUCCUGUCCGUUUAUAGUCAGUCAGGAUGAACGACAGUAAGUUUAACACAACAUUGCAACGUGACACAUUCAUAUAUAUCGUCCUAGAUGAAUUCGUUUGUCUUUGAACGUGAUUAUUUUGUUAUCAUUCGCCAAAUGUUUGUUCAAAAUCGAUACAGCCUCGUAAUUGUGAUAUAACGAUCGUUUGAGGCUUUAUUUUGAAUUAGCACUCAUUAAUGUUACUAAUAAAGAAUUAUUUUACAUUAUUAUAAUUAGAUAUAUAUUAUUUUUAAAAUAUUUUUAAUGAUUUCUUGUAGAAUUGUUUAUUUUUCUUUUUUGUAUAUAAUAUUAAAUGUUUGUAUUUUCUUAAUUAAAACUUGAUGUACAAAUCAGUAAUUAGUUUUAUGUACUGUUAUUAAAAACCGCAAUUUUUUAUUCUCUUUUAUAAUUUUUUAUCUGUAAUCGUUUUGGUUAUAAAUUUUAAUCUGUUUCUCUUAUUGUGUUGUGACAUAUGGGGGGGGAGUAGUAUAUCGUUUGCUGUGUUAUCUGUGGACAUUACAAAGAUGUUUUGUUAUUAGACUGCAGAGGUUCUAAGGUCUUUUCUGUCUAGAAACACCUUGUCCUCGGAGAGGUCUUAGUCUUUUGACCUAUGCCUGAACUCAGAAACUCACCACAAUUAAGAGUUGUGCUCUAUAAUGUGCCUCGUGUAGCUGGCUAGCCUAUUCAAAAAGGAAGACUUCCAAAGCAACAAUGAAAGUCGGAAAACUCCCUUAAAUGUCUCUAAAUAUCGAAUUCAAACGAAGUGUUCCCAAAUGUAUGUCAAUUUUCUUGCUAAUUAAUUUGCACAGUUAAUUAUUCUAAAUUAAAAACAAUUAAAAACUGUCUAUCAUUUUAUUACUUACAUGACUGUUAACUCACUUACUCAGGUUCAAGGUCAUUAUUUACCCUAAACAGUCCUAUUUGAACUCUAUUACAUAUUUGAAAUUAAUUUAAAUGAUAGAAUACCAGACUUCUCCAAAUGUCGGAAUACAAAACCAAAAUGACAUACAUUAUUACUAAAAAUAUACGAACUAAUUUUAAUAUUUUUAAAUGUAUCGUAGCUAAAAUAUAUUUUAUCCUUUUUCUUUCGAAGAUAUUUUGUCUUGGGAAGAGCGAGAUAGCCGAUUUUUUAUAUUUCAAGGCCAGUGAUUUAAAAAGGAAUUAUAGCGUAUAUAUUAUUAAUACAGUUUACUGUUAAUUAUUUCUUUUUAAUUUUAGAAUAUUAUGUGUUAUCUGUACAAAUUGAUUUGUAAAAAAAAAAAUCUUAUUGAGUCUUAUGAAUACUUAAUUUACUUUUUAAAAAUUUUGAAAAUCUUUUAAACUGAUUCAUUCAUUGAAAUGACAUUGGAUUCGAAUCCAAUAUUGCAAUUUAUAAAAUAUAAAUCUUAUAUUAUUUUGUAUGUAUAUUAAUUUUAAAUUACAUAUAUUGUUUUUGAUUAUUCCGGCUUCAUCGAACCCUCCAAACGUCCUUAAGAUACUUUUGCCCAGCGAUGGGAGUGGGCUCAUACCACUUAUAAAAAUUUAUAACGUAAUCACUAUAUAUGAUUUCAUGUAUGCACAUACGACUUUUUGUAAUUAAUAACGAUCAGUGAAACUGGUAUAUUUAAUAAGGUUAAAAUUAAAUGGAGUAUACAGUUUUUUUUUUUAUUUACUCUAAUGUGAUUAAAUACAUAUUAGCUUUUAAAUGCGGUUGAGAAACUGAUCCAAAUGGUAGUCGAAUAUUUAUAUAAGUACCGUAAAUGAUGCGAACUCGCAGACAAAUGUAAUGUAUGUGUAAAUAUAUUUGUUAUUAAACGUUAUGUAUACAGUGUAAUUAGUUUUUUUUAGUUAAAACUAGGUGUUAGGUCGUUUUUUGUAUGUCUGUAGACAAUUGUUAGAUACGUUUCGCGUAACGUAGUAUGUACUGACAGUUAUGACAAGAGGCAAAUGCAGAGGUUCAAUUAAAGAUGGUCUAAGAAAAGAUUCGGAACAAUGAAAUAAACAUAUAUAUGUAUAUAUUGUGUAGCUAUGGCAUUAUAUACGCACAAAAUGCAAACCCUUUCAGGAUUUUGCUAUAUGCCAAUAUUGUCAGCCAUAUUGGAUUUUAUGUGGGCAAAUAUUUGUCUAUGCUAUGAUGUGUGUUUCUUAUUUAUUAAUAAUUUGUUAUAAAACAGUUAGCAAAAUAAAUUUACUUACAUAUAUGUAUGUAUAUAUACGUAAAUUUAUUCUGCUCGGUUAAUUUUUAUUACAAAAAAUAAAUAGAACUAUUUGAAAAGCAAUUUAUUCUGGAUCAUCAUGAGCCGAUCUGACAAAUCCUGAAAAAUUGUCGUCGAUUUUUAGGACAGUCUUUAUAAUUUGAGUCUGUGUUUCGUUCAAUUGAAUAUUCUUUAAGAACGCUUUAAACAAAUGUAAUAAUAAUCGUUCCUAUAUAAAUACUAAUUUGUAUAAUACCUACUAACGCUAUGAAUAAAGCAAAACUUAUAACUAGAGGUGUUUUCAAAAAUAGCCAGUUGAUCUUAGAGUUAUGAUUAUAUAUUUGUAGAUACUUUAUUCAGAAAUCUAGUAAUUGUAUAUUAAGUGUCAUAUAUGUAUAGUAUCAGUACUUUGUAUUGCGGUAUUCUCAAUUGAAGGGCGAGUGAGCCAGGAUAAUGACAGGUACAAUGGAUCAAGUCAGUUAUGGUUUUGUUAAUAUUUCUUAUAGUACCCCUCACAUCAGAUGCUCAAAAAAAAACCAAUAAAGUCAGAAAUCGUUUUGUUUUUAUUAUUAUUAUCAAUAGAAUGUUCUUUUUUUGUUAUGUAUAGGUUUCUCCAGAGACUGUAACUGUCUUUAUCAGUUUCUUCUUUGUAUUGGUCUUACAUGUCUUAUUAAUAAUGAAAUAAAUGUAUUUACGAGUAAACAAUACUCGCUCGUUGCGUUUAAGUGGAACAAACUGCGUAACGCAGUUAUUUAUGUAUUAAUACUAAAAUCUUCUCCGAAACGAGCAGCAUUUUCUGGUAUAGUUAUAUGUAUCAUGUGUAUAGUGUAUUUAAUGUAAUAUAUAAUAUAAAUAAAUUUAAUUGAAUAAAAAUAUGCUGAUAUUCAAAGUCCAAAAAUGAAAUGUAUAAAUAUUUUUGUCUGUAAGUUCGCGUCCAACAAGUCCCUGGACACCACACUAGAUAACAGAUUGAUUGUUAUAUAAUAAUUAAUUAUUAAUAAAAUUAACUUGCCGACUCUA